UUUCAAAUCUUUCAAACUUUUAUUAUAUGCCAUAUGUUUAUCACAAUUUUAUUUUAUAGGAAUGACAAGAUUAUUUUGAAAACCAAUUCAUCAUAGUUGUUAAAUAAGUAUUCGAACCACUCUCAGACGCGUGACACAUUAUGACGAAUUCAUGAAAUCGCUCGGAGUUCCUCGCUUGCAUACGUAAGCUUCCCCACCUAGGGAAGCGGAAGCACGUUGAACCAAACCAACAAGAAGUAUAUGCGUUAGCAGACUACAAUUGCCGACGUUAGCAUUCUUGGCGAGAUGAAUUAUGUGUCGAUCUUCCCAAGACCUCGACCCGAGGCUGAAUUAUCUACGAAGCCUUGCAGCUAUAAAAACACGCUGAAAAGGAAGCGCAGUGCGACACAGGUUGCUUGUAAUGCCUGUCGCAUGGGGAAAGUCCGCUGCGAUGGAAGCCAACCGGUUUGCGGGAGAUGUCGCAAACGAUCGGCAAAAUGCGUGUACAACGAUCGGCUGGAGAUGAGCCAUGAUGCCGUCGAGGUUCUAGAGCUUAUGCAGGUUUUACCCCAGCAGACAGCCUCCCAGAUCCUGAGCCUCUUACGGACAACUGACCCAGCUUCCAUCCUUUCCAUCGUGAAAGGCGGCAUGGACGGCAAGCGAAGCCCCUCGGUCCAGGACGCAGUGCACGCUGUGGCAGCCUCGAGUUCCUCGCCGCUGGAGUUGGAGUUAAUCGCCAGAAAUCCGGCAUCGUAUGUUUUCUUGCAUCAGGUCUCGGUCACUAAAUUGGAAGCGAGUGAUCUGCUUCGUCCCACCCAUCUGUCUCGUGUGUGUUAUCAGGGGCAGAUGUGCAUUCCGUUGCCCUAUGUGUACCAUCCUGAGUCUCUCCGGUCCGCCACCAAUCGUGUUGGAUUGAUGCAAACGCCUGUUAAAUUCGGCAGCAGCAGCUUCUCCAGCAGUAAAAUUAUUGGCGCAGCCAAUAUCGCCGCUGGCCGGGAUAUCGCACCUUCUCGAAACCAAGCUUCUGUACACUGUCGUCCACAACAGAGCGUACAAUUAUGUGACGACCGCUUAGGGUCUCUAAGGAUAGGGUUCUGGACAGAUAUCCCUAUAGACAGCGACUUCGCAGCACGCAUUAUAUCAUUAUAUUUGGAAACCGAUCAUCCCUUGCUAGGCAUAUUCGACCCUGAUUGUUUCGUCUCUGACCUGGUCAGCCAUCAACACACGUCAUGUUCCUCAUUCCUUGUCAACGCACUACUCUCUUGGAGUUGCCAGAUGUAUAGUGCUAUUGACAAAGUUGCUGAGGAAUAUGCUCGACAAUUUUGUGCAAAGGCGGAGCGUCUUUGGACUGUAGAAAAGAAUUGUGACUCAUUGCUCAAUAUGGCUGGCGCUCAACUGUUAAGCUUGGCCUCCAUGGCAAAUGGUAAAGACUAUCGCAUGCUGGAUUAUACAAAGGUGGCAAUUCAGAUGGGCACACGGCUGGGACUUUUCGGCCUCGAGGAGAAUAGUACCAGAAACCUGAAUCAGGACAUGUCCGAAAGUCUACGAAGUGCCAGCUCUUUCACUGCCUGGGGGAUUUUCAACUGGACAGUAUUAACUACACUUUUCUACCAACAACCGGGUACAGACUGUCCAAGGUACCCGCCUACCUUGCCGAUACCCGGACACAAUGCUUGCGAGGACUACCGGGACUUGAGUUUCGACGGAGAUUCACAUAAGAGCAAUGUCAGGAUGCCUCACUAUAUGGGGAUGACGUUCCCGGCAGCCUGCCAAUUUUGGCGCAUAUUACAUGAAGUGUCUCUAACCUACCUUGAUCCUCGAAACCAUCUGAAUCGACACCGAUUGAGCCUCGGUUUUGCAGAACUGAAGUAUCGAGAAAUCCUUGCAUGGGCAGAAAACUUGCCAUCCCCACUCAUCCAGAAGGGCAAGAACCCACACCAUGUUGUAAUUCUCCAUAUAUGGCUUCACGCCGCAAUACUCGACAUCUUCCGUCCCUUUCUCAAAAGGCCGGACUUCGAGCGUCUGCACCUAAAGACUUUUUCUGCCCCACGCAGCACUCCCGCAGCCGCGUACUGCGCAUCCGUCAAUCAACUCAAGCAUCUCAUUAUCUACUAUCGCUGCGUAUACGAGUCAUCGAGCUAUACCAUGCUGUGGCACACAGCCCUUACGUACGUGGCAAAUGCCGUUUUACAAGAUACGAAUGACCCGCAAUGGUGGCUGUACUUCCUCCUGUGUAUAUACGGCUACGAGUCGCUGUGCCGGUCCUUCCGUGUCUCGCAAGCCAUCGGUCGCGGGUUGUUGACAAUGGCACUGCGCGACAGGGAUACCACAGUUAGUUCCGCCCGCAAGGUCAUAGGAGAGCUCAGGGAGCGAGGGCUUGGUCACAACCAGGGAACUAUUCAGGCAAAGUUUAUGGCGGAUCUUGAGCUGGCUGUAACGGAUCCCAGGGUCGCGACGGUUGAGUAUUUGGCCGAAGAUUUCGAGGGUCUGGCUUUCUUUCGGGAGUUCACUAAUUCUGUUGACGGGAACAGGUUGGAGCGAGAUUGGGCUGAUGGAGCGGAUCCAUGCUCUGUCUCUGGCACUGGAACACCACUUGAGCAACUUCUUGACGUCUAGGCCUAAAGUCCUGUGAGCAAGGCUUACAGGUGCAUCUCGUCCGGGUCGCUGGCGGUAUCUGAGGUUUCUGAAUGCCUAAAUUGAGGCCUUUGGGCUUCGUAGGCGAUUGCCAUCACGCUGAAAGACUCUACCAAAAUUACGAGCAAUAUUCAAAUGCUCGACAAAGUGGACUUAUUAAAGUGCUUUAAUACUGAAAUUUCGUGAAUAGCGAUACUAUUGACUUUUCUAUAUAAAGUUAGCUUCUAAUUAGUAAUAGGGAAUCUUAUUUAUGACA
Molecule: messenger RNA, 2869 nt
Organism: Truncatella angustata
Lineage: Eukaryota; Fungi; Ascomycota; Sordariomycetes; Amphisphaeriales; Sporocadaceae
Exons: 5
Coding region: 286-2595 (769 amino acids)
Biological process (GO): regulation of DNA-templated transcription
Molecular function (GO): DNA-binding transcription factor activity, RNA polymerase II-specific; zinc ion binding
Source: RefSeq, a predicted model, not a curated record